Messenger RNA from Acaromyces ingoldii, 1787 nucleotides. RefSeq names its product putative monooxygenase. The record is from RefSeq and is a predicted model, not a curated record. The coding region runs from base 59 to 1378 and encodes 439 amino acids. The transcript has a single exon. Gene Ontology annotation, molecular function: FAD binding. Lineage: Eukaryota; Fungi; Basidiomycota; Exobasidiomycetes; Exobasidiales; Cryptobasidiaceae.
CGAAUCGGUGCUGAAGACUCCUCAACCUCCCCUCCCUCCUCAACCAUCGUCACCGGCAAUGCCUGAGCUUCGGGUCCUCAUCGUAGGGGCUUCUAUCGCCGGCCCAUGCGCAGCCUACUGGCUCGCCCGGUCUGGCUGCAGUGAGGUGACCGUCAUCGAGCGCUACCCCUCUUUCCGCAGGGGAGGACAGAACAUCGACAUCCGCUCGUACGGUGUCGCUGUGAUGCGUAAGAUGGGCGACAUGGAGGAACGGGUACGAAGCAGACUAGCGCCGUUCAAGGGUCUCGAGCUCGUCAACAAGACCGGACGGGUGCUCGCCACUAUGCGUGCGUCGGGAGAUGCAGAUCGGCAGGCGUUGGUGUCCGAGUUUGAGAUCUUCCGAGACGACCUAAGCGAGAUCAUGUACGACCUUUCGCUCGAGGCCGGAAAGGGAAAUGCGGGCGAGCCAAACAGGGUCAGGUACGUGUUUGGCGAACAGAUCUCUUCCCUCGCCCAGCCUGCUGGAGAGAAUGGGCCCAUCAAGGUCGAAUUUGCAAACGGCGUUCUCCAGCCGUCGGAGUUCGACCUGGUGAUAGCCUGUGAUGGCGCGACGUCGCGCACUCGAGCGCUGGGCUUUCACUGCAACGUCAGGGAUCACAUCGAGUCAAUCGAUGCGUGGGGUGCAUACUUUAGCAUUCCUAAAUCCAUUCUGCGAGAUGGCCAGUACGGCCAAGGCUACAGUGCAGUGCCUGGACGCUUUAUGGGCGUUGGUCCCGAUCACGACGGCAAGACAAAUCGCGUCGCACUUGUCGGUAUCCAUCCCCGCACAAGCGAGACCGCCCCACGUAUGGAAGAGUUUCGACAGGCCUCACGGAUGGGCACCGAGGCUACCAAGACCUUUGUCGCCGACGUCUUCCGCGGCGCAGGAUGGCAGACUGAGCAGCUGCUCGAACUUAUGGAGAAAGCCGACAACUUUUAUGCCUCGGAGAUGGUGCAAGUCAAGAUGCCGUCUCUGUCCCAAGGCCGCUUUGUCCUCUGCGGCGACGCCGGAUACGCCGCUGGUCCGACUGGAACCGGUACGAGCCUGGCGAUGCUUGGUGCCUAUAUCCUAGCAGGCGAGGUAGCCUCCCAUAGGAACGAUCUUCCGAGUGCCAUCAAGGCGUAUGAGGAACGUAUGCGACCGGUGAUCACCGAGUCGCAGAAGAUCCCAAGCGGAAUGCCAGGCAUCAUGGCUCCACAGACGACAUGGGGCUUGAUGCUACGGAACAUCAUCUUUGUAGUCCUCUGUAACCUUAUGGCGCUCGGAAGCUCGUUGCCUCUCUGGCUGGGCGGCCUCUUCUCCAUUGCGUUUGGCAACGCACAUGGCACUAUCAUACCCGAGUACGAUUGGGGCUCCUAGUGUCCGGCUGCUGUUGCUGCUUUUGCUCCCCCUGCCCCUUUCGCAGGUCCAUACCCACAUUUCUACCAACUUGAUCAUACCAAGUAGACCCUGCCGCGUCAAGUUUCUAGUCAUCGCGUAAAUGUGCGAUCUUGCACCUCGAUGACUUCUCUGCCCUUUUCCUUCGUCUGAAGAACCCUUUCGACCGUUGUAGCCUCACCAAGGCGCAGGAAAAAGCUGUGUUUGACACCGUUGUAGCUUCACCAAGGCGCAGGAAAAAGCUGUGUUUGACACAAUUGUAUGUCACGGAGUGGAUGCAGUAUGUUCAGGAAUGCAGGAACAAAGUUUUCUCUCUACUAAGCAGAGAUGCAGGCAGGUCCUCGCCUCCUCCACCCCCACGUCGAGCGGCAAUCUUCCUGUUUACCGUGCG